This is a messenger RNA of Siniperca chuatsi (mandarin fish), 4889 nucleotides long. It is a transcript of the gene jph2, whose product is annotated as junctophilin 2. NCBI's taxonomy places the organism in Eukaryota, Metazoa, Chordata, Actinopteri, Centrarchiformes, Sinipercidae. The transcript has 6 exons. The record is from RefSeq and is a predicted model, not a curated record. Gene Ontology annotation, cellular component: plasma membrane; endoplasmic reticulum membrane; sarcoplasmic reticulum. The coding region runs from base 503 to 2824 and encodes 773 amino acids.
UCCCAACAGCAGCGACUGUUAGGAGAUAGCUGGGUGGCAGGGACAGGGGGAAAGGGGCUUUUCUCUGUGGCCACCUGGGAAAAGCCAUGUAAGAUCCCUGGCUUGUCGAGACAUAAAAUACAGAAAUAAUUCGAUUUAAUAACCGGUAAUGCAAAAAUCUGUAAAAACAGAUUCAUUUAUUCAUGAGGAAAUCUGUGGAUACAUGAGGGAAAUCGACGGAUCCAAGAAGAAGACGCUGGAGUAUUAAAAAGAGGACAGAAAAACAAAAGAAAAGUUACUGUAAAGUGUGAAGUGCGCACCGGAUCUUCAUGGACACGCUCAGAAAUCCCCAAACCAACUCCAAAAGAAGAAACCCCGACAUGUUCAGCACCAAGGAUAUCUCCAAUCAGUUUUGAUGUCAGGUGAAGGUGAAGUCAGACUGACGGAGGUUUUAUCUUUAGCCAGGUAACAGACUAAAACAGCUUUACUUUCUGGUCGGUGCGUUAUCUGGCUGCGGUGAGGCAUGAGUGGAGGUCGCUUUGAGUUUGACGACGGCGGAGCUUAUUGCGGAGGCUGGGAGGGAGGCAAAGCCCACGGCCAUGGCAUCUGCACCGGGCCCAAAGGCCAGGGCGAGUUCUCCGGCUCCUGGAACUACGGCUUCGAGGUGGUGGGAGUCUACACCUGGCCAAGCGGAAACACCUACGAGGGGUACUGGUCGCAGGGGAAGCGUCACGGUCUGGGAUUAGAGACCAAAGGACACUGGAUUUACAAAGGGGAAUGGACUCAUGGCUUCAAAGGGAGAUAUGGGAUCCGGAUCAGUGUUGGCAGUGGAGCAAAGUAUGAAGGAACAUGGAAUAAUGGGCUUCAGGAUGGAUAUGGAACAGAAACAUAUGCUGAUGGAGGUACUUUCCAGGGUCAGUUCACUGGCGGGAUGCGGCAUGGCUAUGGGGUCCGUCAGAGUGUCCCCUAUGGCAUGGCAGCAGUUGUCCGCUCCCCUCUUCGCACCUCCCUGACCUCCCUUCGCAGUGAGCACAGCAACGGCACCGUAUUGCAGCAAGACAUCCCCAUCAUCACCACCACCAACGCCUCAGGUGAGGAGACACCCGUCGCCACCCCUACACAGCUGGGACCGUCCCGUGGAGGCUUCGCCCUCACUCUCCAGGUGGACCCAGAGGCUGUGAAACCCAAGAAGAAGGGCCUAUUCCGCAGGGGCUCCCUGCUGGGUAAGCUGAAGAAGUCCGACUCAAGUACCUCGCUGUCCAGCCAAAAGAGCAAGAUCAGCUUCCUGAGGACGGAAUCAGCUCUCAGCUCCAACGCCAGCGACACCAACUCCACCAUCAGCAUCGGGGACGAGAGCCUGGCCGGCGCCGAGGACUUCCCCCCAGUGGAGGCUGACAUUGACGCCACCACCACAGAGGUCUACAUGGGCGAGUGGAAGAACGACAAACGCUCAGGAUAUGGAAUAAGCGAAAGGUCCAGUGGGCUGAAGUACGAGGGCGAGUGGCUGAACAACCAGAGACACGGCUACGGCUGCACCACCUUCGCCGAGGGAGGGAAGGAGGAGGGCAAGUACAUGAACAACAUGCUGGUGAAGGCCAUGAAGAAGAGGGUGAUCCAACUGAAGGGAACCAAGAUCAAGCAGAAGGUGGAGCGGGCGGUGGAGGGCGCUCAGAGGGCUGCAGCCAUCGCCAAGCAGAAGUCAGAGAUCGCCGCUUCCAGGACGACCCAUGCAAAGGCCAAGUCAGAGGCAGCUGAACAGGCCGCUCAGGCCUCCAACAGUGAGUCCAGCAUUGCCAGACUGGUGGCCAAAGAGCUCUCCCCUUCCUUCUACCAGCCAGGUCCAGAGUAUCUGAAGAAGAGAGUGACACAGGAGAUUGUGGAGGGCACCGAUAACACAGAAACUGUCAUGCAUGAGCCGCUGCUAGCUGAGGAGGAGCCCCUGCCCACGCCACCCGAAAGCCCACUCAUGAAUGAACUGGACGGCCUCAUGCCUGGCUCAUCCCCAGGCCGCACCCCCUCUCCCAGCCCAGGCAUCAUCAGCAAGGAAGACCCCAAACUCCUCAGUCCAGGAAGCUGGAAUGAAGACAAAACCAGUAAAGGUGGUGGCAGUAAGGGUAGCAAUAAACCCAACAGCAGGCCCAGUAGUCGCCCCACUACCCCUUCAACCUCCCUUUCUGCUCCCGCCUCGGCUGCACCUGAGGGCGGAGGGGCCCCCAGCAGUCGUGGCCCCUCUCGCACUUCCAGCCGUCAGAGCAACAAGAACGAGCAGGGCUCUGACCUGGAGAUCAAGCCCCUGCAGAAGUUUGACUCCGAGGCAAAAGCUCCAGACGUCACUCCUGCCGCUGCUGCCCCUGUAAGGAAUAGCCUCAUCUCUCCAGAUGAAGAAGAAGCCCCGUGCCCCAGCUCCAAAGUGUUCUCCAAAGCUGUCACCCCCGAGCCUAAAAGCCCCGAGGUCAAAACUGAAAGAGCUCCAUCAGUCCACGAGCGAGCACCGCCCGUCUCUGAGAACAAAGUGGAGUCCAGGGAGGUGAGCAGACCUUCCAGCAAAGCAGAGACAAAGCCACUACCAAAACGGCAACCCAGCCCAGCUCCGUCCCCAAAACCUGCGCCCAAUCUUGAGCCAAAAACAGUACCAAAGCAAGUGGAAGCCAAAGUCAUUGUUGCCAAACCAGCCCCAAAGGUGGAUCCCAAAGCAGAAGCCAGACUGAAGGCUUUGGUGUCGAGCCCAAGUAAUGGGGGGACUACAGAGUCUUUGGAGCUGGAGGGCCCAAAUACCAUAAUGAUCUGCAUGGUUAUCCUGCUCAACAUUGGCCUGGCCAUUCUCUUCGUACACAUUUUGUCAUGAGACAUUGUCCACCACCUCAGGUCACCAGCAGUGUUGGAGAGAGAUGGCCUGCCUCCUCCUCAGUUAGGACCAGAGAUCAAAGAGACCGCUGAGGAGGAAAAUCAGCCUCACGCAGACAGCCGCAGCUCUUCUACAGGUUUUUGUUGGUGUGACUGCGUGAGGCUCUGUGAAGCUCCUCUCUUUCCAGAGGUUUGACAAACUGAAGGACACUGAAUGACUGAAACGAUUCAGUACAUCUGAAUAUGAUGAUGUUUGCAUGUUAAAGUCGGGGCUGCGUGGUAGAGUAUGUUCUCUGUGCUUACACUGGAGAAGCAGGGUGGCACUCAAGAAGUCUCAAUUACAACUUUGUCACAGUUUGUCACAAGUGUGUCAACAUUUUGCAGAAAAGGCUUUUAACUCAAUCCUUAAUUGGCACAUGCUGCCUGGCUCUCACAACACCGAAUCAGGCAGAUUAGACAAACUCAGUAGAUAAUUACGUUUCAUCACAAGAUAUGUUUGUUUGUAUUAUGUAGUCGCCGGCUGAAGGAAUGUUGAUAACAUAUGCAGACUGAAUAUUCUCUCCACUGUGACUUAAACUUGAUUGUUUAGACACAAAGACAACGGCAGCAGACAUGUGAAAGAUUAGGGAGUGAUAACUGCUACUAUCAUUGUUUCAAUUAUCUGCAAUGUGGUUAAAAGGCUUAAAAAGAUUCAUUAAGUGGGAAAUGUGUGUGUCAGUCGCACCAAGAAGCUCUCCAGAAAAUACUGCUGAAAUACUGCAAACUGUAAUCCAAUGCUACUGUAAAGCCAGGUUAUUGUUUUCAUCUUGUUGCUCUUCAGUCUCAUAAGAAAGAGUCCAAAGCAUCAUGAGUUACAUUUCGGGCUAACUGCAUUCUGCAAAAUCUGUAUUUGAGACUGUGGUGUACUACACUGUGAAAUUUAACUGGGAUUUAUAUGCAUUUAUUGUCAUUCUGCUGCUUUGGUUUGGGAGCUGAUGAACCAAAUAGAGAAGGAAAAUAGGAAGAUUAUGAGUGCCACUGCUAUUGUGUAUGUACUGUAUGUUCUUUUGGUGUUUGUCAUACAGUGUUGUUCAGCACCCAGGUGGUUUUUAAUGAGAGUUGUGUAUGUUUUGCAAUAGAAUAAGCAAGCAGACAGGGAAGCUGGGAUUUAUCUUAUUUAAAACAAUCACUGUAUGUUGUAGUAAGGUUGCUCAAUCUACAGAUUUAUAUUAAUACAAUAGUAGCAGCAGGAGGUGGGUUGGGAUGAUGUGUUUGCCUGUGAGCUGUUGUAGCGUUCAUGGUUUCAUGUAUGUUUCAGUGUAGAAAACUGUCCCCACUGUUCCACCGCAUUGUAUUCAGGGCCUGUUGUACUUCAGAGCCAAAUAUUCAGUUCAACUUUUGUACGCAUGAGGGCACUUUGUGUGUAUGUGUUUGUAUUUUUGUACCAUUUUGAAGUGCACAUCUUUUCAGCAUUCAGAAAUUUUCUGUCAUAGGACUUUUGUUAGACGAAAUAUGCAACCCUAAAUUUAUUUAUUUCGCAAAGGAGUCAGAUUGCCUCGUGAUUGUGAGACGGAGAAAAACACAGAAUGCUUCUUAACUCCAUGUCUUACAUUGACAAGAGCACUCUCCAGGUGUGCUGUUUAAUAUUUCUCUAUUGUUCUUUUACCCACGAAAACAUGGGUUUUAAAAAGGACAGAGGGUUUUAGCUGAAAUUGUUUUGCCUUUGAGUUUGCAAAUGAACACACAGACCACUGGUUGUGCAUUGUUUUCAUGCAAAAAAAGGAAAAUCUAGUUUUAAUGAAUCUCCCAUGAUCUCAUAUUUGGAAUACAUUUUUUGGCCUGUAGUUUAACCAUAAUCUAAAUGCAUUAAUUAAUAACAGAAGAGACAAAUUGGCAGAUGAACUCAAUGGUUAAGUGCAAUAAGAAAGUAUUGAUAUAAGUCAGUAUAAUGUAGAAGACAUUUUGUUUUGUCUGUUUUAGUGCAUUUAAUGAAAUCAAAUAACACUGCUGAAUUUGAAGAAAUGCAUUUGUGUAGCCAAACCUGGUCAAAAUUACAAAGCUGAAAUUAAAUAAAAACUUUUACAACA